Messenger RNA from Larimichthys crocea (large yellow croaker), 8420 nucleotides. It is a transcript of the gene marf1, whose product is annotated as meiosis regulator and mRNA stability factor 1. Gene Ontology annotation, molecular function: RNA nuclease activity; CCR4-NOT complex binding; RNA binding. The transcript has 27 exons. The record is from RefSeq and is a predicted model, not a curated record. Bases 153 to 5627 code for a protein of 1824 amino acids. Gene Ontology annotation, cellular component: peroxisome; cytoplasm. Lineage: Eukaryota; Metazoa; Chordata; Actinopteri; Sciaenidae. Gene Ontology annotation, biological process: regulation of gene expression.
GCUUUCUGGCAAAUGUAGGUUACAAAAAGGUGCGGGUUUCUAGGGAGACAGACGGGGGGAGAGCGGUCCUUUGAGGAAGAUGUGAGCGGCCUUGCAGGAAAGCAUGAGAGAGAAACGAGACGAGAGUAUGGUGAAAGUCCUCUCCGGGUUGUAUGAUGGAAGGACUGGAAAAUGAGCGAUCCAUAUGCAGCUCUAGUCCCUACCCAUGGCUCAAUCACCCCAAACCGGAGGCCUCAACCCUGCUAUGGAAACUCAAAGACUGCUUCUCCACCUAUGAGACGACCUCCCUUCAUCACAGAGAUAAAGAAAACAAUUACAUGGACAACAGAAAGGCCGUGCUGGAACUGAAAGAUGUCCCUCCUCCUCCUCCGCACCAUACUUCCUCUUCCCAAUCAUCCCAGCCCUUCUCUUCUCUGGCCCCUCUCCCAAUGCCCCCUCCUUGCUUGCCUCCUCCUCAGCUUACACAAGACUCCCACCAACCACCACCACCGCCGCAGCAGCAUCAAGAGGGGGCUAGCCCCAAAGUAAGCAUUUGCACUCAGUGUGACUAUUGCAGAACAGAUGGCUAUGGGUUAUUGGGUGGCGGAGGUGUUGUCGGUAGCAGCAGCAGCGUUGCUGGUGUUGUGUCCGUCUAUAUGGCCCCAAGCUCUGUGGGUGCCCCCAUCAGCAGCAGCAGGUCUGACUCAUGCUCUGUAGCUUCAUCUGUUCAUCAGUAUAAACAUAACCUGAGCUGCGGAAGUGGAGGUGAAGUCCUCGAUCCUCUGCUUAGUCUUGGUUACAAACCUCAGCUCCUAUCCUCUGUCGCUACCUCACAGCCUAUUUCAUCACAUCCCUACCUCUCCUGCUGCUCAGGGCUUCUGCACACCUACCCAUCUGCACCUCUGUCGUGUAGCCAACCCAGCCUGUUUACCUCCUCAGCGCCUCUGGCUUCCUCUCUCCCCUGUGUUUCCACUCUACCCACUCCCUUGCAUGGCUCUUGCCUGGCCUCUUCUGGCUACUACACCUGUGGUGUGGACUGCUGCCCAUCAGCCAGAAGAUCCCAGAGAAGCACACUCGGUGAUCACCCAACCACCACCACCAUCACUACUACAACCACCUCCGCACACUUCUGCUCUAAUCCUAUGCACCUAAAUGUAGAACGCACGGUUUGUGUGAAGGGGGCACACUACUGCCAGGACUGCCUGCUGAAGCCCAUGAAUGGACUGCCGUCAGAGUCCGACAAGGUGUGGCCAAAUAUUCCUGUUCCCCACACGGCUCCUAUUCCUAUCCCAAUCUGUAAUGGCUGUGGCACCUCCUCUGAUAGCAUGAUGCUCAUGCCAUCGACCAGCCUUGGCAAGACUGGCCAGAAGUAUGGUUCUCCAGAGAGUAGUGGUCCUGAGAACAUCCCUCCAGUCGGUGUCUUCUGGGACAUCGAGAACUGCAGCGUGCCCAGCGGUCGCUCCGCUGCAGCUGUGGUCCAGCGUAUCCGCAGCCGUUUCUUCCAGGGCCACCGCGAGGCAGAGUUCAUUUGCGUCUGUGAUAUCAGCAAGGAGAGUAAAGCCGUCAUCCAAGAGCUCAACAACUGCCAGGUUACUGUUGCACAUAUCAAUGCUACAGCCAAGAAUGCCGCCGAUGACAAGCUUCGCCAAAGCCUCCGACGCUUCGCUGAGACCCACACCGCACCUGCCACUGUCGUACUAGUCUCCUCUGACGUGAACUUUGCAAGCGAGCUGAGUGACCUGCGUCAUCGCCAUGGUUUCCAGGUAAUCCUGGUCCAUGGCAACCACACAUCUUCAGCCCUACUGCAGCACGCCAACUGCCACGUGGCCUUUCAGGAGAUCACGGCUGAUCUGCCACCACGCAUGCUUGUCAAAGCGCAGCCCAGUUUCAACCUCCUCUAUGCGCACAACCUCCCUGUCAACUGUGACAAGAGCCUGCGGAACGCUGUGAAGCUCAGGCUCCGCCGCCUGUCAGACAACUGUGGUGGCAAAGUGCUUGGCAUGUCCCAGGGCACGGCAGUCCUCCGUUUUGGCAGCCCUGAGGCAGCUGCGCGUGCCCGCAAGCGAAUGGAAAAUGAGGAUGUGUUUGGCCACCGAAUCAGCCUCUCCUUCUCCCCGCGGCCCCGAGAUGAUGCAAGUCCUGAGCCUGAGCUUCAGUCUCGGUCCCAUCACUUGCUUCAGCCUCAGACUCUGCCCCAAACCAGUCAAAACCAGGAUUCAGUGUUCGCCCCUCCCCCAACCAUAUCCUCCUUCUCUUUUCUGCCCCUGGAGAAGCCCAGGUCACCCAGGAGGCCACGGCGAACAACACGCCCGUGCCACACCCCAGGCCCAGUGCCUGAAAGGCCCUACAGCCCCAGGAGGGGGUGCAGUGGGCCUCCCGGUGGUGCUCCAGCCAAGCCCCAUCAGGAGCUGGGUAGUUUGGAGGGCAAGCCCAGAAUGGGCUUCCACCUCCCAGAGAAAGGACGCACCGCUUCCUCUUCACCCCACAGCAAUGGUGAGACAGGAGUCCUGGAUCAGCUGUCCAAGCCUGGCCUCACUGGAGAAUCCAUAUACAGGAGGAGAAGAGAAGGCUCCAAUCCUCGCAGUGUGAAUGAGUCUCCUGUCGAACAAGUGGACAGGAGCUCAGGGGAGUUCCAGAUUAGUACACCCUCAGCCUUCAGCAAGUUGAACCUGCACAGGAGUUUCAGUCCCCUCGUUCUGUCCCAGGGCUCCUGGUCAUCCAGGAGUGCGUCCCCCUGCCUGUCCAGCCGGUCCUCACCUCUUUUGACUGCUCCUCGCAGUCCGUGUCCUGAAGGUCCUCCUCAGCCUUUCUCAGAUGGGGCAGAGGUCCAGGUGGCCAACCUGGACUACAGAAUGUCCCGCAAGGAUCUGCAGCAGACUCUGCAUGACACCUUCUCCCGAUACGGGCGGGUGAAAGCGGUGGAGCUUAGCCCCCACACUGACUAUCAGCUGAAGGCCACAAUCCAGAUGUUAUUCCUGCAGCAGGCCAUAAGUGCCGUCAGUGGCCUUCACCGUUAUAAGAUCGGUGGCAAGCGCAUACAGGUGUCUCUGAUCACCGGUGGCAACAACAAAUCCCUUGCCAUGCUCAGCACUGAGAUCAUCAGCAUUCUUCAGGAUGCACCUGCCAAUUGUCUUCCCCUCUUCAAGUUUACUGAGAUCUAUGAGAAAAAAUAUUCCCGUAAGCUCGUGGUUGGGGAUCUGUACAGGCUACCGGAAGUGGUGGCAGUGCGUGAACAGGGAGGCUCGAGGCUUGUCUGUCUUCUGCCCAGCAGCCUAAUCCGUCAGAGUCCACUGGGUUCCUCCCAAUCCCAGGAGGGCUCCUCCUCUACUAGUGGCAGCCCUGUGGUGUUUGAGGAGCUGGAGUACCAUGAACCUGUCUGCAGACAACACUACACACAGCAGGACUUCAGUGAGGCUGACUUUGACCCCGACUCUUAUAAAAUCCCCUUUGUCGUGAUGUCUCUGAGCACCUUAGCCUCUGAGGUCCACAGUCUGUUGCAGUCACAUGAGGGAACUCUGCCACUGCUCAGUUUUCCAGAGUGCUAUGCAGCAAAAUUCAGCCCUCUGCAGCUGGGCAAUGAGACCCUGGAGGGUGGCGUUUCUCUGGAGCACCUCAUUACUUGUGUUCCCAGCAUCACAAUAGUUACAGCUCAGAAUGGCUUCAAAGUCAUCAAGUGGAUCCACAACAAACCACCAGCACCAAACUCCGAGCCAUGGAUUCAGCGCUGCAAGAGUCCGGUUGGCAACCCACAGCUCAUUCAGUUCAGCCGAGAGAUUAUUGACCUGCUGAAGAGUCAGCCUUCUUGCAUCAUGCCAAUGAGCAAGUUCAUCCCUUCCUACCACCAUCACUUUGCCAAGCAGUGCCGUGUCUCAGACUAUGGCUACUCCAAACUGCUGGAGCUUCUAGAGGCCGUGCCACAUGUCCUGCAGAUCUUGGGUAUGGGUACCAAGCGUUUACUGACCCUGACCCAUCGUGCUCAAGUGAAGCGCUUCACCCAAGACCUGCUCAAACUGCUUAAAUUUCAAGCCAGCAAACAAGUGGCCAUCAAGGACUUCAUGCAGGCAUACCAUUGGUGCUUCUCCAGAGACUGGAGGAUAAUCGACUAUGGCAUAUGUGACCUGAUGGACCUGCUGACUGAGAUUCCUGAUACCACCAUCACUAUUACACACCAGGACACAGACACAGUCAUCUCUGUUCCCAAGAGAGAGCGUACCGUGGAGGAAAUGGAGCGCACCAAGCAGUUUGGGAAGGAGGUGGUGGAUCUUCUUCGUCACCAGCCUCACUGCCGAAUGCCCUUCAGCAAGUUUAUCCCCACCUACCACCAUCACUUUGGUCGUCAGUGCAAGCUCAGCUACUACGGCUUCACCAAGCUCAUGGAGCUCUUCGAGGCGAUCCCCGACAUACUGAUGGUGUUAGAGUGUGGUGAGGAGAAAGUGCUGACACUGACAGAAGUGGAGCGUAUCAAAGCUCUGGCAGCUCAGCUGGUCAAGCUGCUCCGGGCUCAGAAAAACUCCAGCCUUCCCGUCAGCCAGCUGCUCACCGAGUACAGCAAGACUUUUGGUUAUGGUCUGCGUCUGCAGGAUUACGACGCCAGCUCCCUGCCGGCUCUGCUGACCAAACUCUGCCAUGUUGUCAAGGUGGUGGAUGGCUCUGAGGGUCGGGAAGUACAGCUGAUCAACAGGAAGUCUUUGCGCUCGCUAACCUCCCAGCUCCUCAGCCUGCUCAUGUCCCAAGAGGAGGACCAAGUCAGCAACGGUCUCAGAGUGGACGUGCUGAGUGAGCAGUACCGGACCGUCCAUGGAGCCCUACUCAACCCAUGUGAAUAUGGGUUCCUCUCCCUCAGCGAGUUGCUCAAGAGCCUGCCCUACCUCGUGGAGUUGUACCAUGAAGAAAGUGAUGACAACAAUGCUGGCGUCACGGCCGGUGGUCGUGGUGAGGACUGGGUGAGGCUGACCAGGCUUUAUCAGUUUGCCCGUAACAUCCGCGCCCUGCUUCACACCUACCAUUACAACCAGAUCUUCCUGACGGAGUUCCAGGGGGCUUACAACAAAUUUACAGGCUGCUCCCUCGAACCACGUUCCUAUGGAUACAUCAGUGUCGAUGAGCUGCUCAGCGCCAUUCCACAGGUGGUCUGGAUCAAAGGGCACGGCCGCAAGAGGAUUAUCGUUUUGAAGAACGAUAUGAAAGCAAGGGCAAGCUCUUCAGCCCCCAACAGCCCUCAGCCAGAAGAGAACAUGGAGAGCCCGAGAGACAGCCCAGUUAGCAGCGCUUCUGGAGCCCAGAGUCCAGAUGGCGACACAGCAUCAGAGUCAGAGCUGCUGUGUCUGACUUCACCAGUAGACCUGCUGUGUGGUCCUGUACCAUCCUGCUUGCCUUCACCUCAGCUCCACCCUGACCCCAUUCUCCUCCAGGAGACAGACCUGAUCCACUUUGAGAAGACUCCACCACCACCAGAGAGUGAACCUGCGGUGGCAGCUGUCGCCGGCAGCACAUCUGAGCUGCUCGGCAGCACAGAAAACUCCGCAGCCACCAAGCCUCCGCCGCCCCCUGACAUGAAGACCCCGCUGUCAGCGGAGAGUCCCAGCAGAAGAGCCACACGCAGUAGAAUCAAGCUAGCUGCUAACUUCUCUUUCACCGCAGGCCUCUGAUCCACACACACACACACUAAGCAAUACUAGUUCACACAUAGUGUAACUCUAAAUACAAGAGUUGACCGGCUACACUGAACACACACCGCACAGAAGUGACCCCAGAAGAGCAUCGGUAUCGUCCCCUCUACAUCCCACACAACAGGCUGUUGCAUCCUUCUUUCUUCUUUAACUGCUCAUCGUUGUUCUUUGUUUGCUCGUCUCACAAUCCGAUGGCAUUCACCAAGCUGUGAUUUUUCUUCUUGCAGAUUCUCUGCAAUUCUUUAAUUUGCCAAAAAAAAAACCUACUGUAACCUGUGUUUGAUUUCAUCCGGAGGGAAGUUAAAUUAUAUUUCCAUGAAUGUGAAUCUUCAGUUUUGAGCCACUUUGUGUCAAAGAACACUCACUAGUGAACGCAGGGUUUAAAGUAUGAGUUAGUUGUCACUGUAUACACAGUAUUGGGUAAUUGGGGGAAACACUAGAGAUGAGUAGCUAAGUUUUCUAUGUAAAAUCCAAGAAAUGUAGUUGCCCACGUUCUGUUUAUAAGAUGACAAAUAACAGAAGGUUUAGAGAUGUUUUGUUCAUGUACCAUAUUGUGAAACCUUCAUGCAAUCCCCAAAGACAGAGCAUUUAAUUUAAGACAUUCAUUUUUGAACUCCUUUCAAAUUUUUGGGAGAUUUUGCUUUGUAGAUAACUGUAGACAUGACAACCAAACUGGUCGCCGAGCACCUGCCUGUUUCAUGCUUUGUCUUCUUUUGUGUACAGUUUUUUUAAAGACGUAGCUUCUCUUUGAGGUCUAUUCUCGACUUUUGUCUCUGUUUGUAAAGUAGCCCAAGGACAGUAUUUUCAGUUGCUUUUAUAAUAUGCAGAGUAUUUAGUAGUCUGUGGAAGAGUUUGGCCUGAAUGUGUGGCAUAUUUGGUGGCAAUUCAAUGAUGAAGGGCUGAAGAGAUAAACAUUGCCUGUUCAGGUGGUGGCUUUUAUUAAAGGACGCUAACCGCUUUUGAACAGUUCAAACAUCGGUGGCAAAGUUCUGAUUGAAGCGCUGCUCUCAGGAAUUUUUAUUCUUGUUGUAUUUUUGACUUAAGUUAUAGCAAAGAUUUUGGCUUUGUCUUUCCAGAGGCCACUAAUGAAGGCCUGAAAGGGAAAACGGCUCCUUAAGACUCGGGCAACGCGUGUGCUUGGGCAGCAGGAACUGAGGUAUACUUUUGAUUGUUGGGCUUUAGCCAGCAGCCAGUGUGUUUGUGUUGUUUUAGGUGUAUUUUGUCUGUGUGUGGUUUACACUGGAGUCGGUGGUGUGAAAUAUGCAUGGUGUGCAUAAAUGAGUUUAUGCAUGGUGUAAGCCCAGGAGGAGCAGACAGGAACAGACGAUGGUAAGACAUUCUUUAAGAUCGGACCUUUUAUUUCCACCAUGUUUUAGAGAUCUUAAGAGUUGGCAUCACCCUGGCAGUUGCCACAUAAACGCUCAAGGUUUUUUAAGUUAACCUUGUCGCUCGUAGUCGCUGCAUCUGUGGUGAUGUCCACGCCACCUGAGUUGAAGAGUUCAAGGGGAGCAGUGGGCACUCCUGAGUUUUUUGGUUUUAAAUGACAGGGUGAAUGGUUGUAAGUUUUUAGGGAGAAGAGAUGUGACGGGAGGCGGUGGGCUGUUUUGUGGACCACCAUGGGGGGCUCUGGGCAGCCUCCUGAACAGACUGUGACGUUGCACACAGAGGGACCCUCUGCGGCUCUCUGGAAUCUGCCGGGCUUUUACAAUGGCUUGUAUUUGCCACGGUGCCAAAGGAAAUCGCCAUCGCACCUCCCCAUACCUUGCAUCUCAAGUAGAGGAGUUUUUACUUAGCGAUGUGUGUUUGUUUCUGUUUUCCUCUGUCUCAUGUGUUUACAAAGCCGCUGGCUGCUGAGUUGCCACCAAAUGAUGUCAGCUGCAUGUGAAGUUCAGCACAAUCCGGGUGCUGCUGCUGCUGUCGGAAGGUUUGUUGUGUUCAGAGAAAAGGUUCAAAGAAAUGGGUAAGAGCCCAUUUUAUCAGUUUCUGUCCAGUACAGUGUUUACAUCUUUAGGCAGUGUUGUGACACAAGUUUUCUUUGUCAGACUUGAUUUUUGUCUUGGUGUGAAAAGCCUUCUUAAAAGAUGAGAAACCAUCUGCCAACGCACCGAAACGGCAAUGGAAAAAAUGUUUUUAAUUCGGGCUGUUAGGGUUCACGUCUCUCCUGCAGUGUGUCUAGAAACCUCUUUUGAUUAAAGAAUGAGCAGCUCACAAGAAGUUAAUGAUUUAGAAUUAGUAAUGAUAGAAAGGGGAUUAAAAUGCUGAUUAAAAUGUAUUACUUUUUGUGAAUUUCAGCAAACCCUAGCUCUCCCUAGUACUACAGUGGCAACUAACUCAGAUGAAUACAUUUAACUUCCCUGUUUUAGCUUUCUCUUUGUUUUGGUUACAUCAGCGAGAAGCUAUAGUACCUGUCAAAAUAUGCACUUUUGCAUAGUUUUGGUUCAUGAAAUGCAUAUGUGAAGUUAGUUAGUGGCCAGAGAGUGGUUGAAACAUGUUUUCGUGUCUUUACCUCAGUUUAACUAUCUGACCUUGUUCAGUUUUCACGUUGCAUGACAGCAUUUCCUUUUAUUCAGCAGUGUCCUUCAAUCUCCUGCCUUGUUGUUGUUGUUUUUGUUUACUUAGUCAACAGUUGUCUCACUGAUGUGUCCUCUCCACAUUCGCCUGACCCCCUCUGUCACAUCGCUUCACUGCCUCACUGCACCAGAAGUCGCUGUAACAGUCUAAUGUUGUUGAAGGGACCAAAAAGAUUUCGGUAAAUAAAUUUCACAAGCAUCA